AUGGUUUCGAUUACAAAUCCGGCUCUGAUUAAAUAUCUGUCCAGAUUAGUUCACAAAUACGGUUUCGAUUACGAAUCUGGCUCUGAUUACAAAUCCGGAUCUGAGUCAUAUUCUGAUUCUGAUUUCGAGACCGGCUCUUAUCUUAUAUCCUGUUUUGAUUUCAAUACAAGAUCGGUUUAUAAGUACAGUUUCGAUUCCCAAUCCGUCUUUGAUCUCAAAUCCGGUUUCGAGUCAGAUUGUGAUUUAAAUUCUAGUCCCCCUCCGAUCAUAAAUCCGUCAGAUUUUGAUUCUGAUUCCAAGUCCGGCUCUUAUCUUAAAUCCUGUUUAGAAUUGAAGUCCAGAUCAAAUCACAAAUACGGUUUCGAAUACGAAUCCGGAUCUAAUUACAAUUACAGUUCCGAGAAAGAUUUUGAUUCUAAUUCCGAGUCCGGCUUGGAUCCAGAAUCCAGUUCUGAUUUAAAGUCCAGAUCGGAUCGCAAAUCUGGUUCCGAGUCAGAUUUUGAUUCUGAUUCCAAUUCCGGCUCUUCUCUGAAACCCUGUUUUGAUUUCAAUUCCAGAUCGGAUCCCAAAUCCGAUUUUAAGUCCAGAUCAGAUCACAAAUACGGUUUCGAUUACGAAUCCGGCUCUGAUUACAUAUCCGGUUCUGAGUCAGAUUUUGAUUCUGAUUCCAAGUCCGGCUCUUAUCUUAAAUCCAGUUCUGAUUUCACGUCCAGAUCGGACCACAAAUCCGGUUUUGAUUCUGAAUCCGGCUAUGAUCACAAAUACGGUUCCGAUUUCAACUCCGGCUCUGAUCCCAAUUCCGGUUUCGAGUCAGAUUUUGAUUCUGAUUCCCAGUCCGGCUCUAAGUCAGAUUUCGGUUCCGAGUUCAACUCCGCAGUCUGGGCCACAUUUCACUUUUGA
Protopolystoma xenopodis is the source of this 900-nucleotide messenger RNA. NCBI's taxonomy places the organism in Eukaryota, Metazoa, Platyhelminthes, Monogenea, Polystomatidea, Polystomatidae. The record is from the annotation of a GenBank genome assembly.